AUGGCCAUAAAAAAAGGACACAAAAAGAAGGCCAAAUCACACAAUAACACUGCCUUUGCCAAAACAUUUUAUAAAUCACCUGACAUCAACAUUUCUAUGAACCAUGUCCAUUGGAGUUACGGAAAGAAUAUCUCUUAUGAAGAUGAAGAUACAGCAUUCAGUCGGAAUCAUACUUGGAAGCAGUGGAAAUCAUUAAAAGAAAUGCAGCUGUCCCCAAUUGAUUAUAAACAUCAUAAUUAUGCAUCAGGUGUAUGUGGAGCACCUAUGGCAGACUAUGCGCAUUUAGUUGUUGCAACCACAGAUGGAACCUCUUUACUAACAUUUGAAAAUAUACAAAAAGUGUGUAAACUGCAAAGUAGCCUCAUUCAACUGGGAGGGAAUGUUUAUUUUAAUCUGUGCCAACGAUCAACAAAAUCUGAAGCUCUAUGUUGUCCUAUAUGGAGCAUUCCAAAUUACAUUGCACUAAUAUCUGGCAAGAAUUCCUGCGAGAAUGUCACCAAAGAAGAUGUGGAUGCCACUGUUGAUAUUAUUAAAAAAUGUGCUACAUUCUUCCAUAAUUUUACUUUAAUGGCUUCAUGUGAAAUGAACCGCUGUAAGGUGCCAAAAUACUGUACUCAGUAUGAUGCUGUAUAUAAUUUAUUAUUCUAUAUUCUAGAUUCAGAUGCAUUUUCUCCAAAAAAUUUUACAAAUACUUUUGUAAGAAAUACUAUGGUAUUCUUGCCAUUGCCUAGUAGUAGUACUAUAUUGCCAUAUUAUGAUAAUUUACAGAACUCAAACUUAUCAUGUGGUGAUCUUGUUAUACCAGCUAUGGAUUUUGGGUUGAGAAAUGCCCUAUUUGAUUUGUGGAUUAUUCAGGAUACUUGGCUUAUUGCGUUGGGAGGCCUCUUUGUUCUCAUCGGAGUAUGUAUUUAUACAAAGUCAUUAUUGUUAACAGUAUUGUUAUUUAUAGCUAUAGCGUACUCUCUUGGCGUAGCUUACUUUUUAUAUGUUUAUGUCUUCUUUUUGGAAUUUUUUCCCUUUAUGAAUUUAUUAGUCGUAGUAGUUGUGAUAGGUAUAGGAGCUGAUGAUGCAUUUAUUUAUGUAAAAGUUUGGACAAUGAUUAGUAAGAGACUCAUUAAAGAUAAUAUUAUAAUCCAGGAAAAUGGAUAUACAGAUAUAAAAAACGUAUCUAGCGCCGGUGAGACGAUUUUAGUCCAAAUUCUUGAAGAAACAUUAAAGCAUACAGUAUUAGCAAUUUUUAUAACAACAUUAACGACGGCUGUCGCAUUUUUUGCUUCUUAUGUUAGCUAUAUACCAGCCAUUAAUUGUUUUAGUGUAUUCGCUGGCACCACAGUCUUGGUUAAUUUCUUUCUCAUGAUGACUUGGUUGCCAGCUUCAGUAUUUAUUCUUGAUGUUAAACUGUUUGUGUCUAAGUAUGUGUUUUUAGGUGCAUUUAGGAGGGUACUGAAUGAAAUUGGAGGGGAUAUCAAAGUUGUAUUAAAUAGAUUUAUCACAAGUUGUAUCAUGAGAUUACACGUAGGUUUAGCAAUGAUUCUUGGUGCUGUAGGUAUUUGUAGUAUUGUCAUCGUUUUCUAUUAUCCAGGUCUCCAAUUACCUGACACGAAGCAAUUCCAACUUUUUCAGUCUUCACAUCCCUUCGAGAAGUAUGAUUUUGUGUAUAGUGAUAGAUUCAUAUUCGAGAAAUUUGGUCGAGACAUUGGUAGCGGUGUGAAGAUGCCACUUCGUUGGAUUUGGGGUGUGAAAGCUAUUGAUAAUGGGAAUCACAUGGACCCUUCUUCCAGAGGCAAGUUGAUUUUCGACGAAGACUUUAGUAUAUCUAAGCCAGAAUCUCAAGAGUGGUUGUCGAAGUUCUGUAGGAAUUUAAAAAGUCAGGCAUUCUACCAGCCGACCCUGGGUCCCCUUUUACCGAAUUGCUUUAUCGAAAGCUUUAAAAUGUAUAUGAGUAGACGUUGUUUCGAUGUUAUAGAUAAAAUGAAUCGUACGCCGUGUUGCGAAUCUUCCCGCUUCCCAUAUUCAAAAGAGAUUUUCGACUUUUGUAUUAUUAAGGCUAUGGAGUCCCUCUAUCAAACACCGCGGGAGAUAUUUAUUCCUGGUGUGGCCGGACCUAAGUUUCUACGAAGCGCCAAUCCUCCUGUUGUUGCCGCGGUGGUUGUAGAGUUCGAAAGCGUUGUGCCCUAUUCGAUGUCGUAUACAGAAAUGCAUAAUUUCUAUCAGCAAGUCGAGAAUUGGACACAGCAUGAGUUACAAAGUGCGCCGCCAGGCAUGGCAAACGGUUGGUUUGUUUCUGAUCUCCAAUUCUACGAUUUGCAAAGGACGUUGGCCAGUGGCACUGUUAUGGCGCUCCUCUUAUCCGCAGCUUUGGGAUUUAUAGUUUUGAUCCCCUCUACAUUCAAUUUAGUUGUAAGUAUUUGUGCAUUAGUCGCAAUGAUCUUUUCCUCAACUGCGACGAUAGCAAUUUUGGUGUUGAGCGGUUGGAAAUUGAAUAUUCUAGAAAGUGUUUCUAUAUCAACAUCCGCUGGUCUCGCUGUUGAUUUUAGCUUACAUUAUGCUCUUAGCUACACGAAUGCUAGUGGAACUAAAUCUGCAAGAGUUAAAUAUGCAUUAAGCACGUCUUCCGGACCUACAGCCGCAGCCGCUUUUACUUCUGGUUUAGCUGGUAUAUUUCUUUUACGCUCGAAUCUCCUUCCAUAUUCCCAAAUUGGUAUGUUUUUGGCGUUAAUCAUGUCUAUUAGUUGGUUGUAUGCAACAUUUUUCCUUUGCUCUCUGCUACAAAUAUUUGGACGCAGUUCGUCUAAAGACAUUGUACCCGAAGAGAAGAAGACGGCAUCUAGAGUGAGUUCCAUUUGUUCCGGCGUACCGAAUAUAGAGAGUCAUGAAUUGGAACAUUUAGCGGACAGCAAUCGAACCAACAUCACACACUCGCACAGUCCAUCUAAUUUAAGCGCAACGACGGUAGUCCUGCACGAAGACUUCGAAAAUAAGGCGGGAAAAACUACAGUUAACUUAGUCAACGACUGA
Messenger RNA from Leptosia nina, 3018 nucleotides. The record is from the annotation of a GenBank genome assembly. NCBI's taxonomy places the organism in Eukaryota, Metazoa, Arthropoda, Insecta, Lepidoptera, Pieridae.